Penicillium cataractarum is the source of this 2130-nucleotide messenger RNA. Its product is annotated as homeobox domain-containing protein. Gene Ontology annotation, molecular function: DNA-binding transcription factor activity, RNA polymerase II-specific; DNA binding. The record is from RefSeq and is a predicted model, not a curated record. Gene Ontology annotation, biological process: regulation of transcription by RNA polymerase II. NCBI's taxonomy places the organism in Eukaryota, Fungi, Ascomycota, Eurotiomycetes, Eurotiales, Aspergillaceae. Gene Ontology annotation, cellular component: nucleus; RSC-type complex. The transcript has 2 exons. Bases 1 to 2130 code for a protein of 709 amino acids.
AUGAGCUACAUUCACCCCUCAUGGAACUACCAACCCCAUUCGGGUAUCCCAAUGGACCACGCCAUGGCCUAUGACCCGACCAUGGUGCCGCCGCCCAUGAUGCACCACCACCCCAUUGACGGCUAUCUCUACCCUCAUCCACCCAUGGAGAUGCUCGACUAUUACCACCAACCCAUCAUGGACUACGACGAAUACACAGAGAACCUCUCACGCCCUCGCUUGACCAAGGAGCAGGUCGAGACCCUGGAGGCUCAGUUCCAAGCUCACCCCAAACCCAGCAGCAAUGUUAAGCGGCAAUUGGCGGCUCAGACUAACCUAAGUCUCCCUCGAGUAGCGAACUGGUUCCAAAAUCGACGCGCCAAGGCCAAACAACAAAAACGCCAGGAGGAGUUUGAAAAGAUGCAGAAAGCCAAGGCAGAGGCCGAGGAAGCUGCACGACAAAAGUCAGAGACUAUCGAUCAACUGUCCGAGUCUCGCCAGGCCUCAACUGUCAAGGAAGAGUCCGAGGACUCCGCCACCCCCAAGCCAGAGACUACCACCACCGCAUCCACAGCCACCACUUCGACGCCGGAGACCAACAAGGAGGAUGGCAAGACAAAGAAGCACCAGAAGACAAGGAGUGAAUCAGCUCGGGAGGCAACGUUCGCUUCCCUGCAACGGGCAUUGAACGCUGCUUGCGCUGCCCGAGACCGCUUCACGGGCCGCCGAGGCAGCAAGCACGAGGAGGAAGAAGCCGUUUCUCCCACCUCGAUGGCCCCGCCUAGCACUGCCCCCAAGUCACAAGAAAGCAAGGCCCAAACCACCUAUGGGGCUAGCUACCCGGAUUGGCAGAAUAACGAAGAGUCCGCGUCAUGGGCCUCGUCGCAUGGCCAUGCCGAGACGAACUCGUGCCAACCAAUUCCAGAGGUGCCUAGCUCCACGCACUCUGCGCCCCAGAAUGUAGAGGCCUUUGCUGGAGCUCAGUACCCAGCUCAGAAUGAGGAAUGGGCCGAACACUCCAAGAACAAGCUUCCCGGACAUGGGAGCCUCGAGUACAAUAACAUGCAGUACCCGAUGGCCCUGCAGACACCAGAUAUCUCCGUCACUCGACGCGAGUCUUCUGGUGCGCUCACUGCUCUCGAUGGCAUCGGAAUUCACACUGGCGAGUCGGGGAUGCCGCAAUCAUUGGGCCGUAGUGGAGGAGCAUCGUGGAAGGAGGCUGGAAAGGAGCUGGAUCUUGCCGCGCGGCGCAAGCGCCCCCGUCCCGCUGCCAUUGGCACCUCAAACACCCACUCUCUGGCUGUCUCGACUUCUAUGUCUUCCCUUUCCCCCACGAGCCGCGUCCCAAGCUCCGCCGGUGCCGGCAACUCCAUGAGGCACUCCAAGUCAGCCCAAUGUCUCAACACCCGGUAUGCCGGUGUCCGAAAGGCAUCCGCCGCCCAGCGCUCUCCUCUGAACUUCACUUUCGCCGAAUCCGGGUCUAUGAAGGCCAGCAAGGCCGAGAUGCUGCGCCCGUCCGUGUCGUCGUCGAGCCUGGCUCCGCCAACUCCGUUGACCCCUCAAGACUUCCAGCACUUCCUGCCUGCCUCGCCGACGGAAAGCAACUACUGCUUGUCUGCACACUCUACAACUCAGUUCUUCCCUUCCUCCCAGCCGAUGCAAGUAAAUAUCGCGUCGCCCCCUACCACGCCGCUGGAUAUUUACUCUCCCUUCCCAUACCAGCAUGUCGCCCCACCAAUGUCAGCUCCGGCGCAGGUUUCCACAUUCCCCGAGUAUGUGAGCUGUGAUCCGGUGCCCAUGACCGCCCGGAGCUGGGCAGACACUGGCUCUAUUCCCUCUCCCGACUUCCAGAGUAGUCUCCAAGUGGCUCAUUCAAGCACUGUCUCUCCCAUUGCGUUUGAGUCAGCGGUCGACCACUCUGGCCAUGCAUUUGCCAUGGAACCCGUUUCCGGCUCUCCCUCUUUGAUCUACUCGGUUGAAGAUGCGGACAUGCAGGGAUCGGCGGACGCUGGUGAACGGAAGCAACCUGAGUUUAUGAUGCAUGACUACGAGCAGCAGCACGACCCUCGCUUUGCUGCCCAUCACAUGGGCCACAAGGCCAAGGCCUAUACGUUUGCGAACAACACGACCCAGGGUCACUACCCUUCUUGA